Molecule: messenger RNA, 4782 nt
Organism: Dermochelys coriacea (leatherback sea turtle)
Lineage: Eukaryota; Metazoa; Chordata; Testudines; Dermochelyidae
Product: zinc finger protein 501-like
Exons: 4
Coding region: 2550-4097 (515 amino acids)
Biological process (GO): regulation of transcription by RNA polymerase II
Molecular function (GO): DNA-binding transcription factor activity, RNA polymerase II-specific; RNA polymerase II cis-regulatory region sequence-specific DNA binding
Source: RefSeq, a predicted model, not a curated record
GGGAAUAAAAAUUCCCCCCAGAUAGGUUGAGCCAGCUGCAGUGGUUGCAAAAAUGCGGGGGGGGGGGGGGAAUGGGGCUUUUCCUUCCCCUUUUCCUAGGAUUUUUAGCUCCCAUUUCCCAGUUCAUCGCAGUGCCCGGACAGGGUACCUCUCCCCUCUUGUAUAAGAUGUUACAGAGGUGCUAGAGGGGACUUGAUCCAGUGAACUAUUUACAGACACCCCCAUCCCCUCCCCCAGAUCUCACUGUCACACCUGCUUUGAGUGUUUAAAAGAAUCCGGGUCUCAGUUCCUGUGUCUGCCAUAAAGCCGCCCAGCGCUUCAUCCGUGUGUCCUAGCCCCUGUCCCUGUUCCCCUGAGUUUGACUCCCCUUGGAAUCCAGUCUGGGCGGUUUCACUCCUUUACAUUCGUUCUUUAUAAAAAUAUUCUUUUUCUUACUUUGAGCGCUUCAUCCGCGUUGUGCGGAAGGACGUCACUGUGCCCUGGUAUUCCUAUUUUUAAUGGCAAAUCAUCAUGGGAAAUAUUAAUAGUUUCUCCUUGGCAUUGGUCAGGCGGGGCGACACCAUGGUGACCUCACCUUGUUUACCUUUUGGUGAGAUUAAGGUACUUUGCCUAUGUUCUGUUUUUGCGGUGGAAUAGCUAAUGCAGGUUAGUUACCCCAUGGGAAAAACACCCACUUGCUUAUAGACAUAGACUAAGCUGCUGACUCCAGUGCUAAAUGACCCAUUAUUGUUCAUGAGCUGAAAACUCUGAUACUGAUUGUGUGUCUACUGUUUCUGCUCCUGUGCCAGGCGCUGCAUCUGAAUGUCUGCACCCAGUUAUGCGGGCAUCAUGGAAAAGAAAUUAAAACAUUUAAAACUAAAGGAAUUAGCAGAGACACCCCCCGAACACACACACCCCAAUUUCUCUCAUUCCCUUCCCUUUACUUCUUCAGGGCUUGUCUGCAUGGUCUGAUGUUAAAGGUGUGAAGUUAAUCUACAUGAAUUCCAGGGCUUUAAACCCCGGUGUGGAAGCUCUCAUUCAGAAGUAAGGUGGCCUUAAUUUAGACAGUGGCAGUCAGGACAGCCACAGACAAGUGCAGGAGACCUUCCCCCAAACACUAUAAAUCUUCAGGUCUUCAGAUCACUUCUUGAACAUUUUUAAGUUUUGGAUAGUCCAGGUGUAACCCACAUGCGAAGUUUCAAGUCCAAAGAGAAGGAGCGAAACAGUGGGGUGCUCAUCUCAUCUUCCCUGACUGUUGCCUUGUGUAGAAACACCAUUAGGAUAUUUCACAGCUUUGGUCUGACAGAAUUUCAGUAGAUGGGUUGAGGUGGAAAUGUAAGGUGAUCUUGCUCCUCUUCUCUCUCCUGCAAAGGACAGGACAUGCUUCAUGAGCAGGAGGGUGAAGGCCGGAUAGUGUCAUGGCAGAUCCUGUUGUGCACACGGAGAGUGUUGGCCUGGUUGCUCGGUGAUCCCCUUUAUAAGGAACACAGAUCAAGUGGCGGCACUCUUGUCCCAUGAGAGUGAACUAUAAAGACUCUGUUGAUUUCUUGUCCUGGUGAGAGUGUGCCCUGAGGGAGACACACUGCACCAGAGUCCUGCCUGGCUUCAUUCAGAGCCGUUCCAGAGCAUGGAGACGGUGACUGCCCUAAACACCUGUCUCCUGUCCACGCUCUGAUUGCCUCAGCUCUCAGGUGAGUAAAGAAGGAGCGGCCGGGCCAGGUGGCAUGUGCCCAGUGAAAACAUCCAAUGCAUCUUUGGAAACAAAUACAGAGCAUGUCUGGUAACUGCCCCACCCUACUUCUGGAUGCUUUGGAGCAAGAUCAGCCCUGUGCUGAGACACAGCAUGACAAUGUGUGAAGUGAGCUUAGUAUAUUUUUGUUACACCUGCCAGACUGUGCCUCACACCUUUGUGAGCAUCGCAGUCACAGACUUGCCAACAUGACCAUCCUCAUGUACAAUAGUGGUAACAGACAAUGCUGUCUGUCCAAGUUACAUUUCCCUGGCAGAGCCUAGUUACAAGGCAAAUAUCCACAGGCAACCCCCUCCCUUCCCGCACACACACUGCUCCCAGCUUACAUUGGAUUUUUUUUUUAAAAGAGACAAACUCAUGAUCUUUGGGGCUCUGAUUCUUGAGUGUUCAGGGCUCCCUAGGUCUUGGUCUGAUUUCCAGGCAGGUUUUAGAUCUUAGCCACACGAGAAUCAGACUGGAGUCACUGCUCGCUCUGGCAGGGGGGAGUGUGGAUGGGCCAAUGGGAUCAGUCUCCGCCUGCCUGUCCCUGGGGGCUGCCAGGGGAGUCGAGGGCAGAUCAUUCUUCAGGUGUUGCCACCAGAGGGCUCCGGCUAUUGCUAAGAGAGAGGGGUUUACACUGCAAUGGGGGGAAAUCCGCCAAAGUGGCCCCUUUGAUUCUGCUCUUUUUCUAGCAGUUGGCUCAGAGAUGCUGUUACUAGGAGGGUCUAAAGAGUCUGGGGGAAAUCAGGGGGUGACAUAGACUCCAGCCCCUUCUGUAACCUCCCCCAUCAUCCCUCUGACCCCGACAGGCUGAGGAAUCACAUCCACAUAGCCAGCUCAGAUGCUGGUGACCUUCGAGGAGGUGGCUGUGUAUUUCACCCAGGGGCAGGGGGCUCUGCUGGACCCUGCUCAGAGAGCCCUCUACAGGGACGUCAUGCAGGAGAACUAUGAGACGGUGACCUCUCUGGGAUUUCCCAUUCCCAAACCUGAGCUGAUUGCCCGCCUGGAACGAGGUGAAGAGCCAUGGGUCCCGGAUCUCCAGGCCUGCGAGGAAAGAGAGAGCCUGAGAGAUGACUGCACAGCAGGUGCUGAGCGAGUGAGUGAGAACGUGGAGGGGAAUCACCAUCAGGAAGUUCUUGGGGAAGUGGAAUCACAGGGGACCUUUGUGGGAAGAGCUGAAGGGAAUUUUUCCCAGUGCUGGGAACAGAAAGAAACCUGGGAAAAUUGGCACAGGUCAGAGAAGAUGCAGGGAAACCACCCAAGGAAGAAAGUGGCUGAAUCUAUUAAAUGUGGGGGAGGGGACAAGGAUCUCACAACCCAGCAGACAAAUUCCAAAGAAGACAAACUCUAUGUAUGCCUCAGUUAUGGGGAAGGAUUCAUUCUGAGAUCACAUCAGACAAUCCAUACUGGAAAGAAACCACUUCAGUGCUUGGACUGUGGGGAAAGUUUCAAUAAUCGCUCAGCCCUGAAUAACCAUGGGAGAAGCCACAGAAGAGAGAAACCCUCUCAAUGCCUCGACUGCGGGAAAUGUUUCAUUUGGAAGUCAGAACUAAUUAGACAUCAGUUAAGCCACACAGGAGAGAGACCCCAUAAGUGCUUUGACUGUGGGAAAAGUUUCAAACAGAGGUCAGACCUUUUUAAUCAUCAGGCAAUCCACACAGGAGAGAGACCCCAUAAGUGUGUGGAAUGUGGGAAAAGUUUCAGUCGGAGGUCAGUCCUUGUUAUUCACCAGAGAACCCACACAGGGGAGAGACCACAUAAGUGCUUGAACUGUGGGAAAAGUUUCAUUCAGAGGUCAGACCUUCUUAAACAUCAGAGAAUCCACACAGGAGAGAGACCUCACAAGUGCUUGGACUGUGGGAAAAGUUUUAGUCGGCGGUCAGCUCUUUUUAAACAUCACGCAUUCCACACAGGAGAGAGACCCCAUAAGUGUUUGGUCUGUGGAAAAACUUUCAUAUGGAGGUCAGACCUUGUUAAACAUCAGGUAAUCCACACAGGAGAGAGACCCCAUAAGUGUUUGGUCUGUGGGAAAAGUUUCACACGGAGGUCAGUCCUUGUUAAUCAUCAGAGAAUCCACACAGGAGAGAGACCACAUAAGUGUUUAGACUGUGGGAAAAGUUUCACAUGGAGGUCAGACCUUCUUAAACAUCAGAAAAUCCACAAAGGAGAGAGACCCCACAAGUGCUUAGACUGUGGAAAAGGUUUCAUAUGGAGGUCAAACCUUGUUAGACAUGAGUCAAUCCACACAGGAGAGAGACCCCACAAGUGCUUGGACUAUGAGGAAAUUUCACACAGAUAUCACACCGCAUUAAACAUGAGAGAAUCCACACAGGAUCUAAACUUCUCUGACACAGGGAGAGAAGGUGUUAAGGAAAUUGCAUGUAAUUGACCUAGAUUCAACCUUUAGAGACAUGUUAGAAAAGUGUGUCCUCGUUAGAUAAACUAGAGCUUUGAAAGGUAAACUUGUAUUGUUAAAGACAUGGAAGAAGAUGGUAACUGAAGUAGUCUUUGUUUAGCUAUAUCGUGUUAGUGGUUAACAAUGGAAAUAAACAGUUCCUGUCUAGGGCUGUAUUCUGUGAAUUCAGAGAUCAAAAGGGAAUAUUAACAUUUAGACAAUACUUGGUUGUAAUAACGUCAUUGUUUAUCACCUGAACGUUUGUCAUAACUGUCUAUGAACUGCUUUAUGGAAAAUCACUUGAUGUUAAUCCAUGUAAUUAAUUACCAGUGAUCUUUAGGAAAUAGAAGGUUACUUGAAAAGCCUCUUGUUCAGCCAAGGACUGUGUGCUGUCAUGAUGGUGCAAAAAUGAUCCUUUCUUUUCUGAUCUGCCUAACCUGUAUACGGGGGGAAUGUGAGUCAGAAGACAGAGAUCUCCAGUCCUACCUGGACUGCCCUGACAUUGAAAUUGGACUAGAACUUGAUGAAAUGAUUCUGUAAAGGACUCUUUGCAAUUCUAAAGCAUCAGCUAUACAAUGAAACUGAGCUAAGGACUCUAUACAUGUAUCUCUGUAUAAUGAUCUUUUUACCAGCACACUCUCUCUUUUCUUCUUUUAAUAAAUCUUAGUUGAGUUAAUAA